CAUUAUUAUAAUUACAAAUUUGCACUUUCCUUCCACCGCAGGGCGCAGCACACUCUUCUCAGAUUUUGCCUCUUUUCUUUAUCCUCUCUUCAAAGCUUUUUCCUUUCACAUUCUCUUUUUCUCUCUAGCCUAUCAUUUAUUCCCCAUGUGAAAAGCUGCUUGAUUCUAUUUUCCCUUUCCUGGAGAUCUAAAGAAACCGUUGCAUUUUACAGAGGAAAUUGAUCUGAGAUAAGCUUGCUCAGUAUUUGUGAAAUCUACAGGGUCUCAGCAAGGGGCUUCAUGUUCUGUUAUAGCUAUGUUUUGGUGGAAUUUGAAUACCUCAGGAUUUUAGAUGCAGAGAAAAACAACUUACAUUGUGAGAAGGUUCUUGCUUUAAGCGAAAAACGAAUUAUUACCUGUUGAUUUUUGUGUUUCUGUUAUCAAGGUUGUUCCGUCUGGAGUAUGUAUUUUAUGUGUGUAAAAGUUGGAUUUUUUGGCUCUGUGAUAUUUUAGCAUUUGAAGAUCAUUAACCUGAAGGGUAGGUUUUAUAAUAUAUACUGUGUGGACUGGGAGAACUUAUAUGGAUAAGGAUAAGUCUUCAAGCCAUACAGUAGGUUCAUUGCCUCCAUUCGGGAGAUACUCAUUGUUUUCACCUCCUGGGGGUAGUUCCAAUGCAAAGUUGGAACAAUCUGGAUUAGCUAAUUUACCUCCCUUGGGACCUGGAAAUGCUUCAGAAUCAGGUCAUUUUGGUCAUGGUUUGUCGGCUGAUUCUAGCCGAUUCAGUCAUGAUAUAAGCCGAAUGCCUGAUAACCCGCCUAAGAAAUUUGGUCAUCGGCGUGCCCACUCGGAGAUUCUUACUCUUCCUGAUGAUAUUAGCUUUGAUAGUGAUCUUGGUGUUGUUGGUGGACUGGAUGGACCGUCUCUGUCGGAUGAGACUGAGGAGGACUUCCUCUCAAUGUACCUUGACAUGGAUAAGUUUAAUUCUUCAUCUGUGUCUUCUGAUUUUCAAGUGGGCGAGUCUUCUUCUUCGGCAGCUGCAGCUUCAGGUUCAUUGCAAAUUCCAGCAAUGGUUUCAGCAGCCUCAGGGUCAGAUAAUUUCGGCCCCACUGUUAGCGCCAAGCCAAGGGUUAGACAUCAGCAUAGCCAGUCCAUGGAUGGUUCAACUACAAUCAAGCCGGAGAUGCUUAUGUCAGGUGUAGAUGAGGCAUCUCCACUUGAAACUAAGAAAGCUACGUCUGCAGCGAAGCUUGCUGAACUCGCUCUUGUUGAUCCAAAACGUGCCAAGCGGAUUUGGGCCAACAGGCAGUCAGCUGCAAGAUCAAAGGAAAGGAAAAUGAGGUAUAUAGCAGAGCUUGAGAGAAAAGUGCAGACUUUGCAAACAGAAACAACUACUUUGUCUGCUCAGUUGACCCUAUUGCAGAGGGAUACAAAUGGUCUGACUGCUGAAAACAGUGAACUUAAACUGCGUUUACAAACAAUGGAACAACAGGUGCAUUUGCAAGAUGCAUUGAAUGACGCUCUAAAGGAGGAGAUACAGCAUCUGAAAGUGCUAACUGGACAAGGCAUUGCAAAUGGCGGACCAAUGAUGAACUUCCCAGCAUCCUUCGGAGGCAAUCAGCAAUUUUACUCUAACAACCAUGCGAUGCAUACGUUGUUGGCUGCACAACAGCUUCAGCAGCUCCAGAUACAUUCUCAUAAGCAACAACACCAGUUUCAGCAACAUCAGCUCCACCAGUUUCAGCAGCAGCAACAGUUGCAACACCAGCAACAACUGCAAGAACAACUGCACCAAGCAGGAGAUAUGAAUUCGAGAAGUUCACUGUCAUCUCCUCAAAAUGACAAUGCUUCUGAUACUAGUGCUAUAUCAAAGGAUUGAAAAACACACAGGCAUUGUUGGCCGGAGAGUAUAGAGUUGGUCUAUUUUUUCAGAAUCAUCAUGUGUUUUCAUCUAGCUCAAAGUCUAUGUUUCAAAAGCAUCAUGUGUUUUUCAUAUAGCUCAGCUUAUUACUCUUAAUUAGGUUGGUUAGCUUCAUCUGCAUUUUAGUACUAUAUUGUAGGGUCAUUGACUUUUUAGUUGAAAAUUGUGCAAGUCCCAUUCUAUGGCAAGUCAUUGUGCUCGACAUGAUUUUCUUCAUAUAUUACCAAAAUUCUUUGUGGUGGUCUUUUUUAAGACAUCAAGUAAUUUACA
Messenger RNA from Nicotiana attenuata, 2167 nucleotides. Its product is annotated as probable transcription factor PosF21. Gene Ontology annotation, biological process: regulation of DNA-templated transcription. Lineage: Eukaryota; Viridiplantae; Streptophyta; Magnoliopsida; Solanales; Solanaceae. Bases 560 to 1855 code for a protein of 431 amino acids. Gene Ontology annotation, molecular function: DNA-binding transcription factor activity. The record is from RefSeq and is a predicted model, not a curated record. The transcript is spliced from 5 exons. Gene Ontology annotation, cellular component: nucleus.